CUUCGCUACCGCACCCAGAAAGGCAAAACCCUGACUCCACUCGCCGGAAGUCAGAUUCCGGCAAACGGUUCGCCGCGCAAACCACCCGUCGUUUUCUGAAAAUAUCUAGGGUUUUCACUUUCCUCAUUUUCCUCCAAAAAACCCUAACUUUUGUGGGGUUUUCUUUCCUCUACUCGGAUAAGGAGUUUCUUCUGGAGAUGGCGACGUCGAUCGGAGCUGCGAACACGGCCAUUUUGAAGGAUCUGAAGCUCCAGAUCCAAGGAUUUCAAGGGCUGAGAUCAUCCGGCCCGGCUCCUUCGAUCGGUUACGUUGCUGUCUCGCCGGUCUGUUCGUCGAGCUCUUCCGUCGUAAGCGCUGUCGCCACGCCUAUAAAACCGGAAACUUCAAAGGAACCUAAGCGCAGCAAGGUUGAAAUAUUCAAGGAGCAGAGUAAUUUCUUGAGAUACCCUCUGAAUGAGGAGCUGCAAACAGAAGCCCCCAAUAUAAACGAGGCUGCCACACAGUUGAUCAAGUUUCACGGAAGCUAUCAACAGGCUAACAGAGAUGACCGCGGUCCAGGGGGAAAAUCUUACCAGUUUAUGCUUCGGACGAAAAACCCUUGUGGUAAAGUUCCAAACAAGCUCUACUUGGCCAUGGAUGACCUUGCGGACGAGUUUGGAAUCGGCACACUUCGUUUGACAACCAGGCAAACAUUUCAGCUGCAUGGGAUUCUAAAGAAGGACCUCAAGACUGUGAUGAGCACUAUUAUCAGAAGCAUGGGAUCGACACUCGGUGCGUGUGGGGACCUAAACAGAAAUGUUCUCGCUCCCGCAGCACCAUUCUUGAAGAAAGAUUACUUGUUUGCACAGGAGACUGCAGAUAACAUUGCUGCACUUCUGACCCCACAAUCAGGUGCUUAUUAUGAUUUGUGGGUGGACGGGGAGAAGGUUAUGUCAGUGGAGCCCCCAGAAGUGGUGAAGGCUCGAAAUGACAAUUCCCAUGGCACGAACUUUCCUGACUCUCCGGAGCCCAUUUACGGCACCCAGUUCCUGCCUCGGAAGUUCAAGAUUGCAGUGACAGUUCCUACAGACAACUCAGUAGAUAUUCUCACAAAUGACAUCGGUGUUGUAGUAGUUUCUGAUUCCGAAGGGGAACCUCAAGGUUUCAACAUUUACGUUGGAGGUGGUAUGGGAAGAGCCCAUAGGAUUGAGACCACUUUCCCUCGUCUGGGUGAGCCACUGGGUUAUGUUCCGAAAGAGGAUAUAUUGUUUGCUGUCAAAGCGAUUGUCGUUACACAGCGAGAGAAUGGGAGACGGGAUGACCGGAAAUACAGCAGAAUGAAGUAUUUGAUCAAUGAAUGGGGAAUUGAGAAGUUCAGGACUGUUGCUGAGCAGUAUUAUGGAAAGAAGUUUGAGCCCUUCCGAGAGUUACCAGAGUGGGAAUUCAAGAGCUAUCUGGGCUGGCAUGAUCAGGGGAAUGGUGCAAUGUUUUGUGGGCUCCAUGUUGAUAAUGGCCGCAUUGGAGGGACAAUGAAGAAGACGUUAAGGGAGAUAAUCGAGAAGUAUAACCUGAAUGUGCGCCUUACACCCAACCAGAACAUUAUCUUGUGUGACAUUCGCCGUGCAUCGAGGCGACCCAUCACAACAGCUCUUGCUCAGGCUGGUCUUCUGAAUCCUAGGUAUGUGGAUCCACUCAAUAUAACUGCAAUGGCAUGUCCCGCACUACCGUUAUGCCCUCUGGCAAUAGCAGAAGCUGAGCGUGGAAUUCCUGACAUUCUCAAGCGGGUUCGAGCUGUAUUUGAUAAGGUUGGCCUCAAGUACAAUGAGUCAGUGGUAAUAAGGGUAACUGGAUGCCCUAAUGGUUGUGCCAGGCCUUAUAUGGCUGAGCUUGGACUGGUUGGCGAUGGACCCAACAUGUACCAGGUCUGGCUUGGGGGAACGCCUAACCAAACCUCACUAGCAAAAUGCUUCAUGAAUAAGGUGAAGAUUCAUGAUCUAGAAAAGGUUUUGGAGCCAUUGUUCUACAACUGGAGACGCAAACGCCAACAGGGAGAAUCAUUCGGCAAUUUCACAACCCGCAUGGGCUUUGACAAACUGAAAGAGACGGUUGAGAAGUGGGAAGGCAUAGCAAAGGCACCGGCACGAUUUAAUCUAAAGCUUUUUGCUGACAAAGACACAUACGAAGCCAUGGAUGAACUUGCAACGCUGCAGAACAAGACUGCUCACCAGCUGGCCAUGGAAGUCAUCCGCAACUUUGUUGCGGCCCAGCAAAAUGGCAAAAGUGAAUGAUCAACCCCUUUUUUCAGCUGUUGCUAUUUGUUGAAUAAAUACAAGUUCAGAUGAACUUAUCUUUUUUCUAAAUCAUGGAUGAGUGAGACUUAGUUGGAAAAGAACUUGAGAUAUAUAACCAUCUACCAGGCUGUUGCAUCGUUU
Molecule: messenger RNA, 2411 nt
Organism: Magnolia sinica
Lineage: Eukaryota; Viridiplantae; Streptophyta; Magnoliopsida; Magnoliales; Magnoliaceae
Product: sulfite reductase [ferredoxin], chloroplastic-like
Exons: 8
Coding region: 198-2267 (689 amino acids)
Biological process (GO): sulfate assimilation
Cellular component (GO): chloroplast stroma; sulfite reductase complex (NADPH)
Molecular function (GO): heme binding; sulfite reductase (ferredoxin) activity; 4 iron, 4 sulfur cluster binding
Source: RefSeq, a predicted model, not a curated record